Messenger RNA from Klebsormidium nitens, 1151 nucleotides. Lineage: Eukaryota; Viridiplantae; Streptophyta; Klebsormidiophyceae; Klebsormidiales; Klebsormidiaceae. The record is from the annotation of a GenBank genome assembly.
GCUCUAGAGUCUCGGACAAAAUCUGGCGCACUUGUGUGGAUUCUCAUGUGAGCUGGUCUCUGCAGAUACAAGGCCAAAUGCUGAGGAGCCGUCGGCGGGGGCUUUCAGUGUCUACCUCUUCCAAGGUGUUGUAGCUUUGUUCUAGUUCUUCGCAUAAAAGUUUGACUUGGUUAUGUUUUACAAACAUGGGAACUUUGUGCCCCAGGUGAUUCAGUAGAAAAGAAGUGAUACGAUUGAAGUCAAGUGUGCAGGAUAUCAUAAGCCUCAAGCAUCUUGGUGGCAAGCAAGGAUGCCUUCUCUGGCAGUGCCGUAUUUGCGGCAGGUUCAGGCAAAGCUGCGCAUCGAGAUGCACCCCUCGCAAGCGGAGGACGUCAAGGUGGCGGUGCGCGAGCACUUGAACACCCUGCUGAUGCGGUAUAAUGAGGAAUUUGGGGGAGUCGUUCUCGCAUAUUCGGACGUGGUUCUCUUGGGAAGAAAAGGCCGCAUCCUUACAACACUUUCUCCGUACAUCCACCUCGACCUGACCGCCAGGCUGCUCGUGUUCGCGCCGGCUGCGCAGAACGUCCUAGCUGGCUCCGUCAACAAAGUCGGCCCUGCGCACAUUGGUCUAUUGGCGCUCGGCGCUUUCAAUGCUUCCAUCCGUGCAGACGAGAUCGGGGACGCCUUUCAGUAUGAUCCAGACGCCUCAGCAUGGGUCGACGGCAGCUCACGCAUAGCGGUCGGGACGGAGGUUGACUUUGCGGUUGACAGGGUGCAUGACGAGGGCAACUUCCUGAGUCUCUCCGGUUCUUUGCUGCUGCCCGGCACCGGUCCCCGCACGUUGUCCGAAGCUAGGGAGGCCGUUGACGGGGCCGCAGAUGCUACCCAAAGUGCAUCCAAACGGAAGAGGAAAAAGGCGGAGCAGACACCAGUAACGAACGGCCUACCGAAGGAAAAGGAUCCUAUUGCCGUAAGAGAACCUCAGGAAGGUCAAGCGGACGAGCCUGCGGGGAAUGGAACGAAGAAGAAGAAGAGGAGAAAAGCGAAAGAGGGGGAAUCGCAGGAGGGUACUUCUGGCAAAGAAGUGUCACAAGAGUUUCGGAAUUUUGUUGAAGAGCAUAAACGAAAGGGAAAGGACAAAAGCAAACUUUGAUACGGCGACCACCAAAAUC